Molecule: messenger RNA, 7073 nt
Organism: Lingula anatina
Lineage: Eukaryota; Metazoa; Brachiopoda; Lingulata; Lingulida; Lingulidae
Product: chitin synthase chs-2
Biological process (GO): peptidyl-serine phosphorylation; regulation of actin filament length
Cellular component (GO): myosin complex
Molecular function (GO): ATP binding; protein serine/threonine kinase activity; microfilament motor activity
Source: RefSeq, a predicted model, not a curated record
CAUUGUGUGGGGGACUGCAGCCACCCCGGGCGAGGAGAGUAGGGAUUAUGUGCUAGUAAAUGGUUAAAAAAAGGGGAGAAAAUGAGUGGAAAAGGAAAGAAACCGCCCAAGAAAAUCGUGGGUGUCACUCCUAAAGGAAUUCUCAAAACUGGGAAGAGAAGAUCUAAGAAACCCUUGAAAACGCGUCUGGCGAAUCUUCAUGAUGCUUGUCGCCGCCUUCCACAGAAAGAAGAAGAGGACUACCCGGAGCCUCUUCCCGACCCUUCACUCCGAGAUCCCUACCCCGGGGAUAACCCAGGGUACGGCGCUGCGGGGUCGCCAUAUUCCGACUCAGACCCUUAUCAGGACGACUCCGACGUUUACUUAUUUCCAGCGCAGGCGGGCAACGACGAAGGCCUUUCAGACAAGGAUUCGGUAUUUGAGGAACCGAACCCGGAUUCGUUAGACCCAGACCCGUUUGAAGGGUACGAACUUUUCGACAUGUCUGCAGGCAAGGGGCCAGCCCCCGGGCCGCCAACCAAAGUGAUUAAAGGUGGCGCUCAUAACCGCGACAGCACCAAGGAUCAGAAUAAAGGCGAUGAUCUGGCAACACUAGAAGUUCUGGAUGAAAGGGUUAUACUUGAAAAUUUACAUGUCAGAUACGUCAAUGGACAGUAUUAUACAUACAUUGGAGAUGUCUUGGUGGUUGUCAAUCCAUUUAAGACGCUGCACAUAUAUAAAGAGCAGGAUCAUGAGCUUUACACUAAUGCCGACAGUCGUGCCGAUCUCAAACCACACAUUUUCUGGACGGCAGACUCGACAUAUCAGCGCAUGCGCAAAGACAACAAGAACCAGGUGAUACUUGUGAGCGGAGAGUCAGGGAGCGGGAAAACUGAGAACUCCAAAUUUGUGAUCCAGCACGUGGCCUACCUGUGUUCUGGCAACUCGGAUAAAAAUAUUUCAAAUUUGCAUAAAAAGAUUGUCGAGGUAAACCCACUUCUUGAAGCUUUCGGUAAUGCCCGCACUGCAAUGAACAAUAAUUCCAGUCGAUUUGGAAAAUUUGUUGACAUGUAUUUCACGAAAUAUGGGAAACUCACUGGAGCACGCAUCAGCGACUUCCUGCUGGAGAAGUCCAGAAUAGUGCAGAAAAGUCCACAAGACAGAAAUUUUCAUAUAUUCUACUACUUAUUUGCUGGAAUGCCAAAAGAUAUGUUGGAGUACUACUCCUUAGAGAAACCAGAAAAAUACAGAAUCCUUCGAAACACGGACGGUACACCGAUAUUCGAGAGCCAACAACACAUGUCCGUGUGCAAAGAUAUGUUCGUUCAUCUCAAUGACAUCAUGAAGUUAGUUGGUUUCAUCGCGGAGGACAUCGCGACAAUCUUCACCUUGCUGUCCACAGUGUUGCACAUCUCCAAUAUUGAGUUCAUGGAUGAUGAGGACACGGACGGCGUUUACAUUGAAGAUGAGGCUCCUCUGGACAUAGCUGCUGAUCUGUUGGGUGUGAACGAGAGAGAACUAACGAAAGCUUUGAUUUCCAACAUUUCCCGCAUAUCAGGAGAGGAUGUCGUAAGUUUGAAGAACAAACAUCAGGCCAAUGACGGACGAGACGCUUUGGCCAAGGCGCUGUACGAGCGUCUGUUCGGGUGGAUUGUCGCACAGAUCAACCAUCAAUUACAGCCUGCCAAAGAACAAAGAAACGACAAAGGCCCCACCAUGGGUAUACUAGAUAUAUCUGGUUUUGAAAACUUUAAAACCAACAGUUUCGAACAACUCUGCAUCAACGUGGCGAACGAACAGCUACAGUUCCACUUCAACAACUACAUCUUUGUCCAAGAACAGAAAGACUACGAAGACGACGGCGUAGACUGGACUACUAUUGAAUUUAAGAACAACGAGAAUGUACUUAACCUCUUUAUGGAGAAAUACCGCGGCUUUUUCGACUUGCUGGACGAGGAGACAAAGUUCCCGCAGUCCACCGACCUGAGCCUGGUCCAGAAGCUGAACAGUAACCUGAAGGACAACAAGGCCUACGUCAGCGCUCCGGGCAGUGACACCGCCUUCGCCAUCACGCAUUACGCCGCAGAUGUGAUAUACAAUGCGAAACAAUUUAUGGAGAAAAACCGAGACCGACUUGGUGCCGUGUUGGUGAAAUGCCUUCAAGACAGCGAGAUCGAACUGAUCAGAGAGCUCUUUAGCGUGGAUCUCAACUCGCCAGAUGGCGUUUCACGGUCUUUGAGCACAAAGCACCUGGUGCGUUCCCCAAACAGCCCCAUACUGUCCCAGAAACGUCGCUCUGAGAACCUCUCCAAGAAAACUGCCCAGGAAAUCACGCACUACCAGUCGUUCAGAUCUAUCGUGGAGAAGGGAAAUCCCAAGUACGACACUCUACGAAAGACGCAGACGGUGGCCGCGCAGUUUAAGAUGUCUCUUGGAGAGCUGAUGAAGAAAGUUUCCGCUGCCAACCCGUGGUUCGUGAGAUGUAUCAAAUCCAACAACCAGCGCCAACCAGACAAGUUUCAGAGCGACAUGGUGAUCAACCAACUGCGCUAUAAUGGCCUGGUUGAGAUUGCCAGGAUUAGGAAAAACGGCUACCCAGUGCGAAUAAUCUUCGCGGAUUUCCUGGAAAAGUAUAAGGCCAUAGCUUUCGAGGGCAAGACCCCCGUGGAGCCACGCCCUCGCCACUGCAAGACCAUCCUGGACGCCGUGAGCACAGACGGCUAUAUACUGGGAAAGUCUAAGGUAUUCAUGAAAGACUGGCUUGUUGAGAAAUUGGACGAGUCACUGAAAAAGGUCAAGAUGACGAUCGAAGUACAGAAACACAUCAGAGGCUACCUGGCGCGCAAGGAGAAGGAACGUCUCAAGAAGGCGGAGGAUGCAAGAAAAGAAAAGGAACGACUAGAAAAAGAAAGACAAGAACGAGAAAGAAUGCAACGUGAGGAGGCCGCCAAAAAGCGCGCGGCGCCCACGCCGCCUGGUGAGAGGACGUCACGGCCCUCGUCAUCCCUCGAGAAACCCUCUCGCUCCUCUAGUGCUGAUAAAAUAUCCAGAGCUUCCAUUUCGGAUAAUAUUUCUGUCAAUUCAAAGAACUCCAAUGCAAAACUUCCUCGAAGUAACACGACGGGAAACCUCAACCACCCGUCGCGCAGUACAUCGCUGGAAGACAACAGACGACGCUCGACGACUCUUGAAAAGGGUUACUCGGCUGACAGCAUGAAGCGCGCCAUUUUGGACGGAGAGGUGAGGAGCAUCGGGUCCACGGCGACAGGGAAAAGUUUAGAUCGCAAAAGUCGCUCCCUUGAAAACGCUAACAAGAGAAGCUCGACUCUUGACAGUGGGCUCGGUGACACUCUCCCUAACCAGCCGUCUAAAGUCCGGCUAGAUCCUAAAUCUGAGAGGGGAGAAAUUGACAGUAUUUUUGAAGAAACAGCAACGUUUUACGAGGAUGAAGAUCUUAAUGAAGACCAGUGGGACGUGUUCCAAAGCAUUCCAAGAGAACGCCAGAGCGCCAGCGAGAACUUUGAGAUCGUAUUGAAGGUCAUCAAAGUGUUCAUGUACAUCUUUAUCUUCUUGGUGGUGCUGGGGACGGCCGUGGUCAGCAAGCUCACCAUUCUCUUGCUCACAUCGGGGACUUUAUUGACGACGAACCUUGGUGAUUCCCACAUGUGGGACGGCGGCAUUACAUACGACGAAUUAGAUGACCGGAACACAAGGAUAACGCUGCUGAUCGUCUGCGUGUGUAUACCAUAUAUCCUGUCAUUUGUCACGUUCAUCUUCAAAGCAAUGUUUGGAAGCCAACCUUGGCCAAAACCGAAAACACUUAUCGUGAUUCUCACCAUUGAGGCACUCCAUUCCUUCGGACUUUGCCUUCUUCUGUUCAGAGUUCUUCCUACAAUGGACAUGAUCCGUGGACUGAUGAUAAUGGCAGCAGUUUGCACAAUGCCUGGACUCCUUGGCCUGUGUUUUGGCAAGCCGACCAACAGACGGAAGGAUACCAGCAAAGUGCAGUCCAUCUGCAUGCGUGUGCUGAUGAUUAUAGCCCCGUUGCUGCAGCUCGCCGCAAUCGCUAUUAUCAUCCUGACCGGCUUCUCCUACCGCGAUCCUUCAGACAUCGGACUUGAACUACAUAAUAUUGUGAAUGGUAAUAAUAGUGAAACCAAUGUGUUCAGCCGCGACAAGCCAGAUGAAGACAAGUUCGCCUUCACGUAUUGUGGAUGGGAGGUGCCAGUUGCUCUUAUCUUGGUGUCUAUCUCCUGGUGGGAGAAUUUCGCCGACCGUGAUAGGAAGAUUGGCAGGCUGUCAAUCCCGUUGAGGAAAUUCCGCGCUUCUCUUCAUGGCGUGAGAGAAAAGUCUACCGUGAUCAUUUCCGUAUGGAAGUCCUGUUUGACCAUUGCCUUCGCCUACCUUCUCCUCGCCAUUAACAACGGCGGCUUUAAGCUGGAGGUUCACAUCAGGGACGAUGUCGUGUCUUUCUACAAGCCUUAUGCAGAGUGGGAGAUCGAACAAUUCCAGGAAGAAGACGGCCAGAGGGUCGUCCCCGGUGACACCGCCAACGUCACGGAUCAAACUGUCCUGACGGCCUAUUUCGCCGGUUCCUCGCGCCACGCCCUUGAGACGCUCGCCCCCUUCAUCGCUCAGGCCGUGGGAACGUUCAUUUGCUACUACUUUGCUCGUCUGGCCUGCAAGUUGUGCAUGCAGAGAGUCAGCUUUUCCGCUCCACUGAUGCUGUCCACGCCAGUCACCUUUGUGAUCCUGUACCUGCAGUGUAAACUGGAGUUCAUCUCCAACUACCUGACCGACGGCCUGUACACGUGGUCCUGCCCCGAGGCUGGAGGACAGAUGCUCUAUCUCCACUUUGGCUGCUUCUUCCUCUGGUGGGUGUCGGAGCUGAUGAUUGCCUGCCACAUCUGGUUCCCACAGUCCGAGCGUCUGGCCAAGUCGGAAAGGCUUUUCGUUUUACCAUUCUACUGUGGUGCUUUGAUAGAACAGUCCCUGAUGCUGAACAGACGUCGGCGAGAUAAGGACAUGAUCUCGGUUGGUGACGGCCAUUUUGAGUAUAUCGAAACCGGAACAACCAUGGAUGGAACUUCAACUUUGACCUCUCGUGGUACGAGCACCGAGGACUUGGAAGACAAGUACAAGAUCACCGAUGACGGCGUCGUUCCUAAGAUCUACGCAUGCGCGACAAUGUGGCACGAAACCCGAAAUGAGAUGACGCAGUUGCUGAAAUCCGUUUUUAGAAUGGACUUUGACCAGUGUGCCCGUAAGAAUGCCCAGGAAUAUUUCGGAGUGAGAGACCCUGACUUCUACGAGUUUGAGACUCACAUUCUGUUCGACGACUCCAUGGAAAUGAACGACAAUGAUGACACUGUGCCCAACGACUUCGUGCGCGCAUUUAUUGAGGUCAUUGACCAAGCUGCCAGCUCUGUGCACGAGUCCGUGAUCAGUCUCCACCCUCCAGAGAAGAUGCCAACACCGUACGGCGGUAAACUGGUCUGGUCGCUGCCUGGAGGAACCAAGCUGAACGUCCACAUGAAGGAUAAGAACAGAAUCAGGCACAGGAAGAGAUGGUCUCAGGUGAUGUACAUGUACUACCUGUUGGGUUUCAACCUGAUGGCCAAGCGUGAGCAGUACUUGACCAGCCAGAAGGGAAAGAACAAGAAGAAGGGGAAACGCGGCACGUGGGAGAGUAAAGCUUUGAGACGCUCUCACAAGAACCAGCACUACACGAAGACGGACAUCUUUGACGACUACGACGAAUCUCUUCACAUUGCUGCCGAGAACACGUUCUUGCUGACCCUGGACGGAGACGUGGACUUCAAAUCGGACGCUGUCCGCUUACUGAUGGACAGACUGAAGAAGAACAAGAAGGUCGGAGCGGCUUGCGGACGUAUUCAUCCUGUCGGACAAGGCCCCAUAGUGUGGUUCCAGCAGUUCGAGUAUGCCAUUGGUCAUUGGCUUCAGAAGGCUGCAGAACACAUCUACGGCUGCGUCCUCUGUGCUCCCGGAUGUUUCAGUCUGUUCCGUGGUUCCGCCAUCAUGGACGACAAUGUGAUGAGACAGUACGCCACGCGGGCCUCGGAGGCUCAGCAUUUCGUGCAGUUUGAUCAGGGUGAAGAUCGUUGGCUGUGUACGUUACUCCUACAGCAAGGAUACCGUAUCGAGUAUUGUGCCGCCGCCGACGCCUUAACCCAUUGCCCUGAAACCUUCAACGAGUUCUUCCAGCAGAGAAAACGGUGGGCUCCCUCAACAAUGGCCAACAUUGUGGAUCUGCUGCAGGAUUACAAGAACACCGUCAUCGUCAACGAUAACAUCAGCCACCUGUACAUGUUGUACCAGUUCUUCUUGCUGGUGUCCACUGUCCUUGGUCCGGCCACUGUUAUGAUGACCAUCGCUGGUGCCUUCAACGCUGUACUCAAGACGAACCUGUGGCAGUCCUAUGCUCUUUCUCUUGGCCCGCCGUUCUUCUUUAUCCUAAUUUGCCUGUUCACGCGCACCAAGACCCAGCUAGCGGUAGCCAGUAUCCUUAGUGCGUUGUAUAGUGUCAUCAUGAUGGUUGUCAUUGUCGGUACCAUAAUUAACGGUGUACAGGAGUCGUUCACGUCGCCCAGCGUAGUUUUCAUAACACUGUUGGCGGCGUUCUUCUUGCUCGCAGCGUUCUUCCAUCCGCAGGAGUUUGCGUGCAUCAUCCCGGGUCCCCUGUACUUCCUGUGUAUUCCGGCCGGCUACCUCGUGCUCACGAUUUACGGCCUGUGCAACCUGAACAACAUCUCGUGGGGAACACGUGAGGUGCUAAGUAAGCGUCGCCAGAAAAUCGCGGACGAAGAACGGAAGAAGAGAGAAGAGGAAGAGAAGCAGAAGAAGAAAAAGAACUCGGGUCUUUUCGCCUGGCUGGGACUGACUCAGAUCAUGGAGGACGUCAAAGACUUCUAUCUGCAGAUGAUAGGAAGCACAAGGCAAAGCGGUCAACCAGCCCAGCAGACCCAGAUGGAAAAACUUCUCAUAAAACUUAACCAGACACUGGAGAAGCUCCCGGAGAGAAUGCGCAAAGAACAGGACCGUAAAGCUGGGCUGCCGACUUUUGACAGCGACAC